CGUCGGCCUCAAACGCUGCAUUUCCCGCGAAAACCUCCUGCUCUCGUGUCUUUCUAUCUAACUUCUCUGUCCUCCUGGUUUUCUCUCCCUAACAACUUCCUAUCCCUCUCUUCUCUUCUCUUCUCUUCUCUAUCUCUCUAAAAAAUAACCGACUUUGACACUCGCAAUGCAAUGAAGGACAUUAUCAACAACCUCCUAACAUCCCUUUUCCAUGUCGAACUCUGCUAUCCCCGACAAUCAAGAUCCUCCCGAAACGACGUCGUCUUCUUCGUCUACGCCAACCAAUUACAAGCUCCGAAAAAUCCCUCCUAUUCCUGUUCGCCGGACGCAUUUCCACGAAACUGCAGAUUCUUCUCCUUUUCAUGAUACUGAAGAUGAGAAGGAGGAUGAUGACCUUUCUUAUUUGCCUAAAGAUGAUGAGAAUUCGCCGGUUAUUCUCGCGUCCUCGCUCGGACUCUACUGUAUCAGGACGCAGUCCGCUCCGUCUCCUUCUCCUCUUAGGUUUUCUUCCACUGCGGGUAGGCCUUCCAAUAUCGGCAAUGAUAAUGAUAGCAAUGCUGUAAAAAAGGAGGAUCAUAAAGGUAGUAUUAUCGAGUCGACGAAGCUUAAAUGGGCCCUUCCUCUUCAUAGUGUGUCGUCCAGGGACCAAGGGAAAAAGGUUGGAUGGAAUCAAUCCAAAUCAUUAAAAUAUCCACCAUCAGUCAAUCCUGCGUUGGAGAGUAACCAUGCGGCUUUUGCCAAGGAAUUGCAAUCUCCACGUUUCCAGGCAAUACUGCGUGUUACGAGUGGUCGGAAGAAGAAGGCCCCAGAUGUCAAGAGCUUCUCUCACGAGCUCAAUUCCAAAGGAGUCCGCCCUUUUCCUGUUUGGAGGUCUCGGGCAUUCGGUCAUAUGGAGGAAGUUAUGGUGGCAAUCAGGGCAAAAUUCGACAAGUUGAAGGAAGAAGUUGAUUCUGAUUUAGGCAUAUUUGCCGGAGAUUUGGUGGGCAUACUUGAUAAGGUCUCGGACUCUCACCCUGAAUGGAGAGUGAGUUUGGAGGAUUUGUUGGUUGUAGCUCGGCAAUGUUCAAAAAUGCCACCUCAUGAAUUCUGGAUAAAAUGCGAGGCCAUUGUUCAGAAUCUAGAUGAUAAGCGUCAAGAGCUCCCAAUGGGGAUCCUCAAACAAGCGCAUACCCGCCUUCUCUUUAUCCUCACAAGAUGCAAUAGGCUUGUGCAGUUUCAAAAGGAGAGUGGUUAUAACAAUGAUCACAUUCUGGGACUUCAUCAGCUUAGUGACCUUGGAGUUUAUCCAGAACAAAUUUUGGCAGUUGCAACACAGGAUUUUAGCCGUCCAUUGGUGGAUGGAAAGGUGGCAACUGAGAAAGAGAGAAACAAGUCCCAUGGUCAGGAACAAGAACCUCUGGUUAUACAAGAAGAACCAGCAGAACAAACUGUGGAAGUCAGCACUGCAAAAAGUGGUGAUUCAACCACAAGCAGCUAUAGGAUGUCGUCUUGGAAGAAACUCCCAUCACCGGCCGAGAAAAUUAGGAAGGGUACUGGCUCCAUCGAUACAUCUACCGAGGACAAAUCAGAACCGCUUCAUAAUAAAGACGAAACCAGAACCGUUGGGGAUGACAAUUCUGAAAUUCUUGGAACUCCAGAGGAUGCUGCAUCAACAGGAAUUAGAAAAGCUUCUUGGGGAUUCUGGGGGGAGCACCAUAGUGUUGCAUAUGAUAAUUCGAUGAUAUGUCGUAUUUGUGAGGUCGAAAUACCAGUAGUACAUGUAGAAGAGCACUCUCUGAUAUGUACAAUUGCUGAUCGAUGUGACUUGAAAGGCUUAACUAUAAAUGAAAGACUUGAAAGAGUUGCAGAAACGCUCGAUAAGAUAUUGGAAUCAUGGGCUCCAAAAGGCUCUGAUACACCAAGACGAAGUAUCGAGGGUGAAAGAAUGUCAACGUCAGGCAUACAAGAGGACUUAGAUGAGUUAUCACCAAAACGAAACAAUUUUUCUCGUCAAUGCUCUGAAUACACGCUUGAUGUCAUGCCUGAACCUGAUAAUGCUUUUGUCACGGAAGAACUGAAUGUUAUAUCAGAAAUUUCAUGUGAAGCACGUUCUGCUUUGACACCUGAUGCAGACACAAAAACUUCAUCGGGGGGAAGCUUGACACCACGAUCACCAUUAUUAACGCCACGGACCAGCCAGAUUGAACUGCUAUUGGGUGGACGGAGGACAAUGACUGAACUUGAGAAUAAUCAGCAGAUAACCAAGCUACUGGCUAUUGCCCGUUCUGUUGCAAAUGUAAACGAGAGUGACUAUAGUUCAUUGGAGUCUAUGCUUGACUACCUGGAUGACCUCAAAUAUGCCAUCCAGGAUAGGAAGGUGGAUGCCCUCAUCGUAGAGACUUUUGGAAGGCGCAUAGAGAAAUUAUUACAGGAGAAAUAUGUGCACCUUUGUGCACAGAUAGAUGAUGAAAAAUUGGACUUAUCAAAUCAUAUGGCUGAUGAAGAGAGUUCUGUGGAAGAUGAUACGGUUCACAGUUUACGUACAAGCCCUAUCAAUCAAUAUUCUAAGGAUAGAACUUCCAUAGAAGAUUUUGAGAUAAUAAAACCAAUCAGCAGAGGGGCAUUUGGACGGGUUUUCCUCUCCAGAAAAAGGGCAACUGGUGAUUUGUUUGCUAUAAAGGUUUUAAAGAAGGCCGAUAUGAUUUGUAAAAAUGCAGUUGAAAGUAUUUUGGCAGAGCGUAACAUUCUCAUAUCAGUUCGAAAUCCUUUUGUGGUACGGUUUUUCUACUCCUUCACAUGUAGGGAAAAUCUUUACCUGGUUAUGGAGUAUCUAAAUGGUGGAGAUCUUUACUCAUUGUUGAGAAACUUGGGCUGCUUGGAUGAAGACAUGGCCCGUAUUUAUAUUGCAGAAGUUGUUCUUGCUUUGGAGUAUUUGCAUUCUUUAAAUGUUAUUCAUAGAGAUUUGAAGCCAGACAACUUGUUGAUUGGUCAAGAUGGUCACAUCAAGUUGACAGAUUUUGGGCUCUCGAAGGUUGGUCUUAUCAACAGCACAGAGGAUUUAUCUGGUCCAUCAUUUAAUAGUUCUGCUUUUCUUGAUGAACAUGAAACAAAAAAUCAAAAUUCAUCAAAAAGAGAACAGCGCCAAAAGCAUUCUGUUGUUGGGACUCCUGAUUAUUUGGCACCUGAGAUACUUCUUGGCAUGGGACAUGGUGCAACUGCUGAUUGGUGGUCUGUAGGCAUUAUUCUUUUUGAGCUGCUUGUUGGUAUUCCACCUUUCAAUGCAGAAAUUCCGCAGCAAAUAUUUGACAAUAUAAUGAAUAGAGAUAUACCUUGGCCCAGGGUACCUGAGGAGAUGAGUUUUGAAGCCUAUCAUUUGAUCGACAAGUUAUUGACUGAAAAUCCAAUUCAAAGGCUUGGAGCAACAGGAGCCAAAGAGGUGAAGCAACACCCUUUCUUUGGCAACAUUAAAUGGGACACACUUGCUAGGCAAAAGGCUAUGUUCAUACCAUCGGCAGAGGCACAUGACACAAGUUAUUUUAUGAGCCGAUACAUAUGGAAUCCAGAGGGUGAAAAUUUUCAAGGAGGCAGUGAUUUUGAUGACUUAACCGACUCAUGUAGCACAGGGUCAUUCAGCAAUACCCAUGAUGAGGAUGGGGAUGAAUGUCGUAGCUUGGCAGACUUUAACGCUCCUGCACUUGCUGUGAAGUAUUCGUUCAGUAAUUUUUCAUUUAAGAACUUGUCUCAACUUGCUUCUAUCAACUAUGAUAUGGUGACCAGGAACACCAAGGAAACAGCAGAUGCAUCUAAACUAUAGUACUAUGUUUGAUAAGCUGUAACGUAAUGUAAUGCAAUUAAAAUUGUUAUUAAAUUUUAAAUAAAAAAUUUAAUUACUUUACAUUGCGUUACAGCUUAUUGAUUUAGCACCUAUUAAACACAUGCACAUCAUUUUGCUCCCGGCUGUAGUUUUAGUUUGCAUGGUCAAUUUCAAUGGUGAUCCUUUGAUGAUGAGGAAAAAUUGUCAACCUGAAAAUUUCAAGAGGACACUUUCCUAGAACAACAGUUAUCUCUUCGGGAUCCAGCUUUAAAACAAUGGAUCAGUGAAAUUUUCUUAUUACGCUUCAAUGCAGAAAGUGGAACUUAAUUUCUACAGUCAAAAGGUCAUGUGCAAUUUUGUGAUUUUGACCCACCAGCCUUUGUGUAUAUAUAGAUCUCAGUGUACUGAUAUUUUCGAA
Messenger RNA from Hevea brasiliensis (rubber tree), 4211 nucleotides. RefSeq names its product probable serine/threonine protein kinase IRE. Gene Ontology annotation, molecular function: ATP binding; protein serine/threonine kinase activity. The transcript has 17 exons. Gene Ontology annotation, biological process: peptidyl-serine phosphorylation; intracellular signal transduction. Bases 212 to 3793 code for a protein of 1193 amino acids. NCBI's taxonomy places the organism in Eukaryota, Viridiplantae, Streptophyta, Magnoliopsida, Malpighiales, Euphorbiaceae. The record is from RefSeq and is a predicted model, not a curated record.